Molecule: messenger RNA, 1011 nt
Organism: Lachancea dasiensis
Lineage: Eukaryota; Fungi; Ascomycota; Saccharomycetes; Saccharomycetales; Saccharomycetaceae
Source: the annotation of a GenBank genome assembly
AUGCUUUCUGUUCAAGAAAUAAGAGAUGCGCACUUUGCUGCGUCGGCCGGCUACGGUUUGAUGGGCCUCACCUGGACGCCACAGCCGGCUGCUAAGGACCAGGCUUUCGGCGCUUUGGAUAAAGCUAUUGAACUUAAUAAGGCCCCAGUACUUUUUAACGUGGGAGAAUUCUACGGCCCAGACUUCCGCAACCUCCAUUUGGCUCGCGACUAUUUUGCUGCUCGUCCAGGGGCCCGCGAAAAAACCAUUGUCAGCUGCAAAGGUUGCAUUGAUGCCAAGACUCUGACGCCCGUAGGAGACCGCGCCGGUGUUGUAAAAUCGGUUGAAAAUUGUUUGCGCGAGUUUGGUGGCCCCAUCGACGUCUUCGAACCGGCAAGAAUCGACUCUAAGCUUGCCGGAUCCGAGCCAUUCGCCGCGGAGACGUUUGAUACGUUAGUCGAGUUUAUCGAAAACGGAAAAAUUGGUGCCAUCUCUUUGAGUGAGGUCACCGAGGAGCAAAUCCGCGCGAUUGAUGCGAAAUAUCACAAAUACAUUGUCUGCGUUGAAGUUGAGCUGUCGCUCUUCUCCCCACACAUUUUAUCCGAUGGCGUUGCGGAUGCUUGUAAUGAACUAGGCUUGCCCAUCCUAUGUUACUCUCCAUUGUGUCGUGGCCUCUUGACAGGCGCUGUCAAAUCCACCGAAGAUGUCCGUGAUGGAAGUAUCCAGAAGAGACUUAAAAAGUUCAAUGGUGAUGCGCUGGCACAUAAUCUUCUUCUACCCCAAUUCCUGACUCAAGAGAUUGUUGCUAAACGCCAGGACGGUGUAACUCUGCCCCAAGUCGCCCUAGCCUGGGUCAGGUCGUGGAACACCAAGUACCCCAAAACCAACUUUAUCCCGCUUCCUGGAGGCUCCUCCGCGAAGCGCGUGGAGGAAAACUUGACUGAAAAACAUCUCAACCAGCAGGAACUCGACAAAAUCAAUAGUUUUAUCAAAGAGUUUGUCGUCGUGGGAGACCGUUACGAACAUGUAUAA